CAGAUAGAUUCAGUAGCCGUUACAGAAAUCAAUUCAAACCACACCUUCAAUUCCCACCUGCCGACUGCGAAGCGACUGAGUACUGCGAUCGAGAGGGUUUGGAUUCAGUAGGAGCUGGUAAUGGCGUCAUUGACACCGGAUUUUCGGAAGGUAGGGAUGAGUAUAGCGCCGUCACCGUCGCCGUUCCUCACGCCGCGGCCGGAGAGGCGGCGGACGGAGUCGCGAGGCUUGGAUUGGAACGCAAAUCGGCCGGAGAAGGAUAAAGAGAUCAAUAUCCAGGUUUUGCUUCGAUGCAGGCCAUUAUCUGAUGACGAACAACGAUUGAAUGUGCCGAAAGUAAUCUCUUGUAACGAGAACCGAAGAGAAGUCACCGUUAUGCAAUCGAUUGCUAGCAAGCAAGUGGAUCGAGUUUUCACCUUUGAUAGGGUUUUUGGUCCGAAAGCGCAGCAAAGAUCUAUAUAUGAUCAAGCUAUUUCACCCAUUGUUAAUGAAGUAUUAGAAGGUUUCAACUGCACAGUUUUUGCUUAUGGCCAAACUGGAACUGGUAAAACAUACACAAUGGAAGGAGGGAUGAGAAAUAAGAGUGGUGAAUUGCCUGCUGAGGCUGGUAUUAUUCCUAGAGCAGUUCGCCAAAUCUUCGACACCCUAGAAGCUCAAAAUGCUGAUUACAGUAUGAAAGUGACCUUCUCUGAACUAUAUAAUGAGGAAAUUACAGACUUGCUAGCUCCAGAAGAUCAUUUAAAAUUGACAGAAGAUAGACCUAAGAAGCCGAUUUGUUUGAUGGAGGAUGGGAAGGGUUCUGUGAUUGUUAGAGGUCUUGAAGAGGAAGUUGUGUACAGUGCAAAUGAUAUAUAUAGCCUUUUGGAACGAGGUGCUGCUCGAAGACGGACGGCAGACACCUUGUUGAAUAAAAGGAGCAGUCGAUCUCAUUCUAUAUUUACCAUAUGUGUUCACAUUAAAGAAGGCGUUGUCGGAGAUGAGGAGCUCAUCAAAUGUGGCAAGCUUAACCUUGUUGAUUUGGCAGGAUCAGAGAACAUAUAUCGGUCGGGUGCUCGUGAGGCUCGAGCAAGGGAAGCAGGAGAAAUAAAUAAGAGCUUAUUAACCUUGGGUAGAGUCAUUAAUGCAUUGGUGGAGCAUUCAGUCCAUAUACCUUACAGGGAUAGCAAGCUUACGAGGCUUCUAAGAGAUUCAUUGGGUGGGAAAACAAAGACUUGUAUCAUUGCCACAAUCUCUCCAUUGGCAAAUUGUUUGGAUGAAACUUUAAGCACGUUGGACUAUGCAUAUCGUGCUAAAAGCAUAAAAAACAAACCUGAGGCAAACCAAAAAGUGACCAAAGCUAUGCUGCUUAAGGAUAUAUACAUGGAAAUGGAGAGAAUGAAGCAAGAUAUUCGAGCGGCUAGGGAAAAGAAUGGUGUUUAUAUCCCCCAAGAGAGAUUCCUGCAGGAUGAAGCUGAAAAGAAGGCACAAAGUGAAAGGAUAGAGCAAUUAGAGAGUGAGCUCAGUGUGAAUGAAAAGCAACUUGAUCGAUAUCGUGAACUAUAUGUUACUGAACAAGAAGAGAAACUGCACGUUGAAAGUGAGCUUAAACACUGCAAGGAAAAUCUACAAACAACGCGUAAGAGCUUAGAAGAGUUACAAGAUGAUUAUAAAACAGCUCUCUCAUUGCUGAAGGAAAAGGAAUCCACCAUUUCGAAGUUACAGGAUUCCGAGAAUAAUCUAGUCGAUUGUGCCAAAAAAUUAAGAGUCGACUUACAUGAUGCAUCGGAGGAUCUCUCAGCUCUUUUUGGGAAGAUCGAUCGUAAGGAUCGAGUCGAAAAGGAGAAUCAAAAUAUUCUACAUUCAUUUGGAGCACAGCUUGACCACAGUUUGAAAGACUUGAACAAGAUCAUUCAUGGUUCUUUAUCCGAGCAAGAACAACAACUCAGAUGUGUCGAGGAUUGUGUCACCAAAUAUCUCUCUGCUAAAUAUGAAUCGAAUGAAGCUAUGGAAGCGAAAGUUAAUAAAUUGUCGGAGACGUAUGCUUCAGGAGCCUCGAACAUGAAGCAGCUUAUCGAUGCACUCCAGAAGAAAACCUCUUCUGACCUCGAGCAAACGACGUCCAUGGCUUCCGAUCAACUUACCUCAGUUGAGAAUUUCUUGAAAGAUGCAUCCAUUGAUGCCAAGGAAAUCAUUUCGGAUAUUCAGAACUCCCUCGACGAACAACGGCAGCUAUUGGCAUUCUCCGCCAAACAACAAGCCGAGGGGCUACGUCGUAGUUUAGCCUCAGCCAAGGCUAUAUCGCAUGCAGCCAUCGAUUUUUCCAAUGACCUCCGAACACGAGCUUUCAAGCUCAUACAGCUUCUCGAGCAAAACCAAAUCGAGAAGUCCAACAGAUUUCAUACAUUCGAGGAGAAAUUUAAGAAUGAAGCUCUCAAAGAAGAAAAACUAGCAAUGGAUAAAAUAGCAGUGAUAUUGUCGACUCUAACCUCCAUGAAAACAGACAUGGUAUCGAAAGCUUCGAAAAGCUUGGAGGACUCCUGCAUUCAAGAAAGCCAGUCAGUGAUGCUGGAAUUGUCGAACAUACGCGAAGUUCUAGCUUCAGAAACGAUGGAGCUAAAUGAUUACAUGGAGAAGGCCAAAGAUCGCUAUGUCGAGGAUACAUUCUCGUCGACUGAAUGCAGAGCUGCACUAGAAAACACCUUACAAGAAUGUGCAGGAAAGGUCGAGCUGUCCGGACGAAAAUGGCAAGAUGCGCAAUCAGGUGUGAGCCGUAUCACGAACAACGGUCUGAACGACUUCGAAUCCGCUGCUAGGUCGAAAACACUUGAGACUCGAUCGAUGCACGACAACCUUCGUUCGAUGUGCUCGUCGAUGGGCGAGGAAUUUGAUUUUCGCGUAAACGAGUUGUCGGGAUUGAUCAAAGAUACAUUCAAAUUGGACAAAGCGAACAAGAAGGAAAUAUGCUCGAUAACGACGGAAAGCGUCGAUCAGCUCGAUUCGAUAAAAUCGAUCCACAAUGAACGUGUAUCGGAUAUUCGCAGCAGAUCCGAGCAAUGCAUCCACAAGGAUUAUUUGGUCGAGCAGCGAACAAACACGACUCCUAAGAAACGAUCCAUCGCGAUUCCGAGCUUGCAAUCGAUCGAGGAGAUGAGGACAACGAUUAUACGAUCGAAAUUGUGUGACACCGAAAACAAGAUUCAUGACCGGAAAAGAAAUCCUUUUCAGCUUGUUAACGGGAGCGUAGCAUUGUGAUCGAAAAUCGAACCCGAUGAGCGCGCAACGUCUUCUCCGAGUAACCGGGUAAUGAAAUUGUUUGAUAGCUUGAUCGAUCGAUCUUGUUCUUCUUCAUCGUUAAACUUCUAGUAUGAUUUACAUGUUUACGCUCGAUAUAAUGUUUCAUAUAUAUAUAUAUAGGUUUCCCGCUUAAUAAUUUAAAUUAUUCGAGUUUGGAGUAGAGGUUUUAUAGAUGGUUUAGUAUUUAAUUC
This is a messenger RNA of Andrographis paniculata, 3464 nucleotides long. RefSeq names its product kinesin-like protein KIN-5B. Lineage: Eukaryota; Viridiplantae; Streptophyta; Magnoliopsida; Lamiales; Acanthaceae. Gene Ontology annotation, biological process: microtubule-based movement. The record is from RefSeq and is a predicted model, not a curated record. Bases 121 to 3231 code for a protein of 1036 amino acids. Gene Ontology annotation, molecular function: plus-end-directed microtubule motor activity; microtubule binding; ATP binding. The transcript has 24 exons.